UGGCAGUCGAGCUAUUUUUCGAGCAAAUUUAUGAGUGUGUCAUUUCAGUCGCCUUUUUUUCGCUGUGAAACGUUCUAAAAAUUACACAAAUAUGUUUAUUAUUUAGUUUUGGUUGUUUAGUAAAAGUGAACGCCGAGUUCCAGGCCAAUAUCUGGCCUUUUAGGAUAAUAAAAAAGUACAAUCCGUUCUCUAUCUGCCCAAAAAUCUUUAUACUGUUGUUGCUUUUGGCGAUGACGUCGCUGCCACCAACUAACAGCGCAUACAAGCUUCUACCACUGCCGCUGCCGACUACGCUGUCGCCACCGACGCUUUCUUAAAAAUAAAAGCAAACCAAUUGAUAUUCUAUUAACAUAUUAGAAAAUUGUGAUUAAACCAUAUGCAUAAAUGUGAAUUGCCUAAUACGUUAUGCAGUGAAACGGGUUAAUUGUGAGAAGUUUAUAUAAUAUAUGUGCCAACCGAAUCUGAGAAUCUGCUUCCCUGGGUUGCCCAUCAAAAAGCUAUAAGAACAAGCAGAUAUUAAAAUUUCGAUUCGUUCCAAUCCUCUAACGCUGGUGCACCUACAUAUGUACGUAUGUAUGUUUGUGCGGAUAGAAUCAUAAAAUUGCCAUGCUUCGCGUAGGAGAAGGUGGGAUUGCUGCAUCAGUGCUUUACUAAAGUCAACAAAUUUAGGCAUAACCAGCCUGGACAGCGUAAGUAUUUGCUUCAACUACUCACCGAGAAAAAAGUCAAUUAUCUACGCCCACACCAAUCAAUUGACCCGAACUCAAACUUGCGUACUUCUAUACGACACAGACGCUAUACAUCACACUGAGCUGGCUUUGAUACCAGCAGGCAACAUCAUUGCAGCGAAAACUGCCAUAGAACAAGUGCUCACCACUUCAGCAGCAACAUGUCGCAACAACCACUCAUUGUUCAAGCAGAGUAUUCGUUCAAGGGCGGCAAUAACGAUGAACUCUGCUUCAAGAAAGGCGACCUCAUCACAGUUACACAGCGGGAAGAGGGUGGUUGGUGGGAGGGCACACUCAACGAUAAGACUGGCUGGUUUCCCAGCAACUAUGUUAACGAAUACAAGGCACCCUUGCCGCUCACAGAAACGAUACGACCACCAGAGGAGAUACAGGAAUAUCGUUCGGUUGUGCUGAAAGAUCUACUCGACUCGGAGCAUGCACAUGUUGCCGAGAUACAAGGGCUAUUGGAGAAUUUUCUCGAACCAUUGCAACAGACGCAAAUACUCAAUGCUGAUGAGUACGCCCAGUUGAUGUGCAAUUUUGUAGAAGUUGUUAGAACACAUGAAGAAUUGCUCAAACAGAUGGAAGAGUGCAAUGAUCGGGUUGGAAAGUUAUUUCUAACAAAAGCACCGCACAUGAAACAGGUGCAUCAGGCCUACUGUGCUGCCCACCCAAAGGCCAUUGUUAUACUCGACAAGCACAAAGAUGAAUUGGAAAAGUAUAUGGAGCGCCAAGGUGCCGCCUCACCUGGUCUUUUAGUCUUAACGACCGGUCUGUCGAAGCCUUUUCGUCGACUCGAUAAAUACUCGGCCAUGCUGCAGGAACUAGAGCGGCAUAUGGAGAGCAGUCACCCGGAUCGGGGAGACACCCAGCGAAGUGUUGCUGUUUACAAGGACAUUGCGGCGGCUUGCUCAGCAACGAGGCGACAAAAGGAAUUAGAGCUGCAAGUGUUAACAGGGCCAGUGCGAGGCUGGCAGGGCCAGGAGCUCAGUUCAUUAGGUGAUAUAAUACACAUGGGAAGUGUUGCUGUUGGACCUGACCACAGAGAUCGCUAUUUUGUGCUUUUUCCGCAAACUUUGCUGAUACUCAGUGUUAGCCAAAGAAUGAGUGCCUUUAUAUAUGAGGGAAAACUGCCACUAACUGGCAUUAUUGUGAAUCGCCUCGAGGAUAGCGAUACAGUGAAAAAUGCCUUUGAAAUAAGUGGCCCUUUAAUCGAGCGUAUAAUUGCAGUGUGUCAAGGCCCCAACGAGGCGAAUAGAUGGGUUGAGCUGUUAACAUCUGCGAAUCCCACAAUGCCUAUUGGCAUCAAACGUCAAUUGAGUAAUCUAAGCAAUGCAUCAAUGAGCUGUGGAAAUACCGGGCAUGCGCCCCAGCCACCACCACAUAACCCUCAUAUUUUAGAUUCGCGCGGUUAUAGUACACGUUUUUCGCUCUGUGCGUACUACGCUGCUCCACCAUGCAAACCAUAUCGCAUAACAUUGCCUCCGAGUAACUACCCGCCCACCGCACCCUAUGCUAACCUAAGUGCGCAUUUUGCCAAACUAGUAAAGGCGGGCCGUCUAAAAGGUAAUUUAGUGAAAAUGUUGCUCUAUCCGCAAGCGCGACACAGUAUUGACAUUAAGAGUAUUCCUAUGCGUAAGAAACGUGCGCACAAGUCUUCGGCAAAAGUGCAGAAAUCUAAACAUCAUGAAAUCGACUACUCCAACUCAUCAGAGCGUUCAGAACUGGAGCGUCAGGACGCCUUUGAAUUGCCUACCGACUCUGAAAGUGACGAAGACGAUGACUAUGAGAAAUUUUCCGACUGUGAUUCAAAUCCUUUCGAAUAUGUUAAUUUUCAUGCAAAUCGACGUGAUUCCAUUGACGAGCCUUCACGGCGCAGGGAGCGUCAUUGUUCAUCUAUAAAUCUAAUCAAAUUGGAUACAGAUAGCACUGAUGAUUGCGUACAGCCGUCUGCUGGGCCUGUUGCUUUGCAGAAGGAAUCGCUGGUCAUCGGUUCGAAAGCAAUGCAAGCGCUGGUGCGCAAAUCCACGGAUAGUGUUGUCAUUCAUACCACGACCGCACACCUGGAUCUGAGUUGUGGUGGCGGUAUGACGAGUUGUGUGGAGGAGUUAACUGAAGAUUCAGCAAGUAUUCAACAAAAUUUGCACCACCUUGCGUCGCAGGCUUCCCAUGCCUCCUCUGUGUUUUGUGAAAGACUUGGGGGCACGUUUGUGGCAUGCGAGAAUCUAGCCAAUAUGUCGGAUGAAACGAAGAUAAAACUAAUUCCGCAAGAUUCCGAAUCACACGCAGAGCGACAUAGUAUGCCGAAUUUAUUUGUUGGUAAUCGCUUCAAUCGUAACUCUAAGACGGCAGUCUACGUUCCAACAUGGCAAGAGCGUAAGGAAGCUUACAAUUUGAGUGUGGAUGCACUGAAACAUGAGAGUUUCGGCAGUGGAAACGCAAGUGGCGAGUUUAAUUAUAGUGAUAAUGAUGAUGAUAACAACGAUGAUGAUAAUGAUGAUGACGAGGAUGAUGUUACGCAUUCCAGUACUUUAGACUUGCCGGCUGAGUGUUUAACGGCGCCGGAUAAACUGCAAGCGGAGUUGCUAUAUAAUUUCGAUGAAAGCUGCUUGGAUACACAAACCAUCGCGGUGGGCUACGACGAUAUUAUAUCCCCACCUACAAUGUUCAAGCCACAAUUUCUUUUCAACCAAACUGCUGAGAGCAACGAGCCACAACAAGAGCGAAAAAAAACUUCAACAAAAGAAUCGCAUCCUCAAGACGACGACAACGUUGUUGCCUUACACAAUAGUCAAUCUACGACCGAACUCUAUAUUGAGCCGCAGCGCUCUAGUGGCUGUUCGGACAACAGCAAACCGCAACGCACUAAUUCAAUGAGACGUUGCAUCAGUUACCAGUUUGUGCAAAUGUCCAAUCAACAUGUCGAUGAUGGCGCUGCGGCAAUGGAUACGGGACCUUCGACCAGUGGACGCAGUGCCGGCAACCAAAGUAAUGAAAAUUCUUGCGGCAAUCAUGAUCGCAUAGAUCGCAACAUUCCAGUGGAUCGCAUACGCCGUCAGCAGCAGCAGCAUCAAUUACGCAAGGAAAAUAACGGUGUGCCCUGCACAAAGUGUAAAUGCUGUGAGAGUUCGCAAUGCCCCAGUCCAAGAUCUAGCGACUCUGGCAUGGCUGGCAGUUGUACGAUUGCCUCACCAGAUCCACCACUUGUCGACAACGUCCUACAAUUCGGACACUACUACGCUGGGGAGCACUUUCCUAUGUCACCACCAGAACCAUCAAAUUCAGAUUCCAAUGCAAUUACUGAUCUCACGCGAUUCGAUGUUUGCGGCAUGUUUCGCGCAAAAUUCCUCACUCCCGAAGCAACACAGGAUCUGGCCGAUAAUGCUGAAUGUGAUACGCAGCCUCAACAACUGCAUCAUCAAUACUCGCUUCCUUUGCGAGCAACGGCGUCCGAGGGCGCGCCGAUCUCAACAAUAACUACAGCUGAGCUUCAAAUAUCAGCAAGUAAUGCAACUAUCGACACUGUGGCAACGAACUCCACUCAUCAGUUGAUGACUGGUAGCCAACCAAAUAUGCAAUUCUCUUCAAGUCUCGAUGACAUCGACGGCGUUUCCGCGGCGGCAAGUACGGCAGAUGGACAGCUGUUUCGUUCUGGCAUGUACGCACAUUGGUGGAAGAAGGAAAAACUACCACCGGCCGUGGUGCGCGGUAUCGCUAAAGCCUUACAAACCCCGCAACCCAGCAAGGAUUCUCGUUGCUCGAUGUGCUCCAGCUGUGCUAGCUAUGUGUCUGGAGGUGGGAGUGGGUUUAGUGAAGGCACUGCGUACUCAUCAAUUUGUCGGGAAUGUGUGUGCUUUUGUAGAUCCAAUUCAGGCGUACAAUGCGACACAAAUACUACAAUGACCACCUCCAUGGUGCAGUGCCCAUUGUGCUCCUCAGGCGACGGCAGUGGCAGUGGAACUUCAGCAGAUAUGCCAGACACUCCGGCAGCGGGUAGCGAGCGCCUAAGUCGCAUCUCUUUUAGCAACGGGGGUGCAGUUACGGCCACCACUACCAGCACUUCAACUGUUUCAAGUCCCACCAGCUCAUUGGAUUGUCCCAUUUGCAAAGGACUUAUUGCGAGAGGCGAAUCGAUGAGUUCUCUGGCGAUGGCCGACGAUGAUGCGGCUGGAUUAGCGUGUGACUCUAGUGAAAAUGCUGUACAGCGACACUCUUCGCAUUCGACUGCAAAAACUUCCACCCCUGCGGCAAUCGUUGAAGAUGUCUCCACCCGCGAACCUCGGCAUGCUGGCGGCGCAACGCACAAACUCCCAACAAACCACAGCAGCAGCGGCGUCAAUGGCAACAUCUCUGUCGCAUCAGUCACAACACAAACGGAGCCUGUCGUUCAAUCAUCAUCUCAGCUACAAUCAAUACACGCACAAUCAGCCUCCACCACCUCAUCAUCAUCUUCCACCACCGCCACAAAGUCUACCAAAUCAUCCGGUGGCGCCAAGCCACAAAUCAAAUUUAGUCCCGACAUCGAGCAGUAUUUCAAAGAGCCAACACCAAGCGGCAGCGGCGGCAAGCAUGGCGGCACCCACAAGCGCAAGGAUAGGAAACACAAAAGCUAAUUGGAGCAUAAGAAAUCUGCGACCAGCACCACCGUUGCGUCCCAAUCUGCUCAAUGCGACGACGCAUAGUGGCGGCAGCGGCGGUACUAGUGGCAGUGGCAGCGCUAAUGCGCUCGCCAGUUACUGCUGCGGUCGGCGGUUGCAGCCAACUUUUGAGGAAGAUGUACUGGUUUUGAGAGUUUUUGAGGGCUACUGUGCUGCCUUUCAGAAUACUGCGCGCAACA
Rhagoletis zephyria (snowberry fruit fly) is the source of this 5565-nucleotide messenger RNA. It is a transcript of the gene RtGEF, whose product is annotated as Rho-type guanine nucleotide exchange factor. The record is from RefSeq and is a predicted model, not a curated record. Lineage: Eukaryota; Metazoa; Arthropoda; Insecta; Diptera; Tephritidae. Gene Ontology annotation, cellular component: cytoplasm. Gene Ontology annotation, molecular function: protein binding; guanyl-nucleotide exchange factor activity.